Messenger RNA from Pneumocystis carinii B80, 464 nucleotides. RefSeq names its product 40S ribosomal protein S20. NCBI's taxonomy places the organism in Eukaryota, Fungi, Ascomycota, Pneumocystomycetes, Pneumocystales, Pneumocystaceae. Gene Ontology annotation, molecular function: structural constituent of ribosome; RNA binding. The transcript has 4 exons. The record is from RefSeq and is a predicted model, not a curated record. Bases 47 to 418 code for a protein of 123 amino acids. Gene Ontology annotation, biological process: translation. Gene Ontology annotation, cellular component: ribosome; cytosolic small ribosomal subunit.
AAAAAAAAGGCUUUUUACUGAGCUUUAAUAGAGAAAUAUUGCAGAAAUGAGCUGUCCUUUAAAAGGGGAAGAAAUUGAAAAAAGACUUCAUCGUAUUCGAAUCACAUUAACAUCAAGAAAUGUCAAGAAUUUGGAGAAAGUAUGCUCUGAUUUGACGCAGAGAGCAAAGGAUAAGAAUUUGCGUGUAAAAGGACCGGUUCGUUUACCGACAUGUGUAUUAAAAAUUACGACGAGAAAAACACCAUGUGGAGAAGGAUCGAAGACGUGGGAUAGAUUUGAAAUGCGUAUCCAUAAGAGAGUUAUUGAUUUGCAUUCACCGACAGAGACAGUAAAACAGAUAACAUCGAUUACUAUGGAGCCGGGAGUGGAAGUUGAAGUGACGAUUCAACAGUCAUCUCAGCUUUCAUUAGGAGUUUGAAAUGUUAUUUGUGUCGAAUAAUGAAUAAAUAGUAAUUUUGUUCGAA